AUGAAGGCAACAACAAAGCUAGUGUUGUUCUUGUUGGCGGUGGUGUUGCUAGUGGGCGUGGGAAGCAGCACCGCAACAACCAUCAAGGACGAGUCAUGGGCCGAAUGGGCCAAAGACAAGGUCUCCGAGGGCCUCGGCUUCAGCGCCGACGACGCCAAGGACAAGGCCGCAGACAAGUCCAAGCACGGUUAUGAUGCCACAGUCGACACCGCCCACGACGCCAAAGACGAGGCUGCCAACACGGCCAAGCACGGCUACGACGCCACAAUUGACGCCGCCAAGUACACCAAGGACAAGGCUGCCAACACGGCCGAGCACGGCUACGGUGCGGCCAAGUCUGCCAACGCUGCCGAGCAAGGCUACGAUGCCACAAUCGAUGCCGCCAAGUACACCAAAGACAUGGCUGCCAAUGCGGCCAAGCACGGCUACGAUGCCACAAUCGACGCUGCCGAGUACGCCAAGGACAAGGCUGCCAGCGCGGCCAAACACGGCUCUGAUGCCACAAUCGACGCUGCCAAGUACACCAAAGAUAAGGCUGCCAACGCUGCCAAAUACGGCUCCGACGCGGCCGCCGGAAGCGGGCAGUAUGCUUCGGAGAAGGCGGGUGGGGAUAUGAAGAAGACGGCGGAGGAGGAAGUGAGUUGGACGAAGGAGGCAUUUGAGGCGGCUAGACUCAAGGCUGAGGCAGCCAAAGAUGCGAUUGCAUCUAAUCUCAAAUCAAAUAAGAUCAAGGACGAGGAGCUCUAAUCAUCCUUCCUCUUUAUUUUGUUUAUACAUUUCAACCCUUUAGUUCUACUUGUAAUCUUGCAUCACUGGAGGAGUAGUAUUUCGUAGUACCCAAUAAAUAUAGUUUCACUUCUAUAAUUAAGAUACCAAAAUCAAGAAUUCGUACAUAAGUAUCUAGUAUUUCAAUGUGACCAUGCUUUGAAUCGCCCUACAUCGGUGAUGCAUCAUUUCAACAAUCAAAUUCAACUAACUAUUUUUUGUUGGAAGUAAUCAAGUUCUCAAAUCUAUCUAAAUUUUCUAACCAAUUAUUGGAACACACCUGAUUGUAUUGUUUGGGUCCCCAACUGGAGAGGGUCUAAUAUAAACCUG
This is a messenger RNA of Salvia splendens (bonfire salvia), 1095 nucleotides long. Its product is annotated as late embryogenesis abundant protein D-29-like. The coding region runs from base 1 to 747 and encodes 248 amino acids. The record is from RefSeq and is a predicted model, not a curated record. NCBI's taxonomy places the organism in Eukaryota, Viridiplantae, Streptophyta, Magnoliopsida, Lamiales, Lamiaceae. Gene Ontology annotation, cellular component: cytosol. The transcript has 2 exons.